AUGGACAAAGAUUUGAGCCAGAUCCUGUUCCUGGUGCUGCUUCUCUGUCACAAAGUCAACACUCAAACUUGUCCAUACAACUGCCAAUGUUUUACUUCAGUCCAAAUACUGUGUGCUGAUGAGCGGAUCACAUUUUUACCCACAAAUAUUUCCAGGGAGGUCAAAGACUUUAUUGUAAUUAGAUCAGCCGUAUCGUACCUGUACCCUCACACUUUAGAGAAGAGCCCCCAAAUCACCAAGCUCAUCUUCAUAAGUAAUGUACUGCGAAGUAUUCACUCGCAGGCUUUUGAGAAUCUGACUGAGCUGCAGGAGCUGGAGAUCAGUGGGAACCCUUGGCUGGAGCAUUUAUAUCUGGGGACUUUUUCAAAGCAGGGAAACCUGACUAAACUGCUGCUUAACUUCAACAUGUUCAAGACCGUGCUUCCUGGCAUGUUUGACUCUCUUAAAGAGCUUGAAACUCUGCAGAUGAAGGGAAACCUCAUAUCAGAUCUGCCUGCAUUCCUUCUCCUGAACCUCCACAAUCUGCGAGUCCUGGAUUUGUCCCAAAAUAAGCUUGAAGACGUAAAAAGGGAAACUUUCUCUGGCCCUGCAGGACUGGAGAUCCUGAAAAUGAACAACAACCUCAUCAGCAAUCUUACAUCUGAUACGUUCCACAAUAUCUCUCAGCUCAUAGAGCUUCACUUGGAGGGAAAUAAGAUAUCAGAACUCGUUGAACAUAUCUUCUGUGUGUUGACCAAUCUGAAGGUGCUGAACCUCCGUGGAAACCUCCUCACAACCUUCAGCGAUGAAGUGUUUGGAUUUGAUGUCUCAAAUUUGAAGGAACUGAACCUUAAAGGCAACAGAUUGACUGAGCUGUCCUCUCUGAGCAGUUUGACAUCUCUUACCGACAUUAUCUUGUCCUCUAACCAGCUCUCUGACCUUCCUGAGGGCAUAUUUAGAAAUGUUACAGCCCUGGAGAAUGUGGACCUGUCUGAAAACCAGCUCACCGUGCUGCCCGAAAAGAUCUUUAAUGAUCUAUCGAGCAUCAAAGCGAUCCACCUAAACAAGAACAACCUGAGCAAGGUGGACGCCAAACUGUUUGAGGACCAGCCACUAAUUCAGCAGCUCUACCUGUCUGACAACCAGCUGGAAACUCUCCCACUGGGCCUUUUAGACCCUUUCAUCAUCCAGCACACAGUGAGACUGCACGGGAACCCGUGGAAAUGCGACUGCCACAUGUUGUAUCUGCACGACUGGGUGCUGAGAAACGGCCGAGACGUAGAGAUGCUUGACAGGAUGCUCUGCGCAAGCCCCGGCUUUUUGAGAAGACGAGCGGUCAUGUCCAUCAACAAAGACCAGCUGGCGUGUCCGGAGUCUGAUGAUGACAUGCCUGAUCUCCGCGGCUGUAGCCUACAAGCUUCCGGUGACACUGUGAUCAUCAAUUGUAAAGUAGAUGCAUUCUCUCCACUAACAGUGAAGGUUCAGUUUCACGAGGCUGAUGGCAGCAUUACGGAGCAUAUUUUGAAAAAUGAGCCUCAGUGUAGCAAUGAGACAAUGAUCGAGAUCCCCUUUCAGUAG
Molecule: messenger RNA, 1557 nt
Organism: Cottoperca gobio
Lineage: Eukaryota; Metazoa; Chordata; Actinopteri; Perciformes; Bovichtidae
Product: carboxypeptidase N subunit 2
Exons: 1
Coding region: 1-1557 (518 amino acids)
Cellular component (GO): extracellular matrix
Molecular function (GO): protein binding
Source: RefSeq, a predicted model, not a curated record